UGUGACCCUUUUCAUUCAGGUGUAGCUGAGGCUAGGAUUCCAGGCACGGCUGGGCCAUGGAGGAGAAGCAGAAGAUGGAAGUUCUCACAAAGCAGACCUUCCUCGGAGCACCCUCAGAGGACAACCCCAUCCCGAUCCCCAUCCCGGGCCUGGGCUGUUGCCCCUGCUGUGACUGCUGCGGGUGCUGCGACUGCUGUGGGUGCUGCGACGGCUGCUCCUGCCCCAGCUGCGACUCUUGCCCCAACUGCUGCUGCGGCUGCUGCGGCUGCUGCCCGCCCAGCUGCGAGUGCUGCUGCCGGGCCUGCUGCUUCCUGCCCAAGCUCCUCUGCCGGCUGCCCACCCUGCCCAGCUGCCCCGUCCGCAUCAAGCCGCUGCUGAUCAUUGUGGUCGUCGUCGUCCUCAUCGUGGUCGUCAUCGUGGGGGCGCUGCUGAUGGGGCUGUACGUCACCCGGGCGCACACCGAGACGGUUCUGCAGAUGACCAUCAAGGGCCUGAGAGGAGAAGAGCAGCUACAUCUUCCCACGGAGAUGGAGGAAGCCACUUUCCUGGUGAAUGACGGGAUCCACGAUCCAGCCACCAUCAUUUAUGACUUUAGCAAGCUGUUGAUCGGCUACAGACCCUGGGAUGGUCAAGCCUGCUAUCUCACCAGGAUGGAUAAGGGAAAUGUCCAAGGUCUGGAUGCCGUCUUCAUGGAAUUACAGGUCAAGUCAUCCAUCCUCCCUCCAACCCUGAGUGGGAGGGAACAGGAAGAGGUGCUCCUGACACCCCUGGUUGAUCGUUUCGACUUGGGCACUGCCCUCAACAUCCUCUGCAGCCGCGUGCCCAUCUUUUGGGCUUAGAGAGGCUUUGCACCACAGAAAAACUCAGCUCCCAUCUCUGGAUUGUUGCCACAUGGACUGGAAACGCCCCUCCCACCGGGCCCUGCUGUGCCCCAUACUUGAACGGCUUUGCUGUGGGAUUUGGCUCAAGACGGAUCACACAACCAACACAGUGGAACAGGCGCUCCACAAAGACAAGAGGCUGAAAAGUUGUGUUCCCGUUGUUCACAAACCUUAUGAACACCUCAAGCUAGAGCCACAUAGUUGACGCUGAGCAGUGAAAAAUUCUGGGACAGGGUUGAUUUUUGGUUAGACAUUUGAGAAGCCAUUCCUGGAUAUUCGGGCUCUUUCCUUGGCCAGGUCCUGUUGAACCCUUCCCUUCCCUCUCCAGGCAGACACUGCCACGUACGUGGGGUGUUCUGUCUCCCUGCACAGAGUUUUGGGAAAGUUGCUUUUGGAGACGACAGCUUCCAGAAUGUGGGGGUUGCCGCUUUUAAAAAUCACUGUUCCUAAUUUAAGGCCAUGCAGAGUGAUACCCCAAAGCACUGCCCUGGACCUCUUCCUCUCUGCAACCUUUGUGAGAGGCCUCUGUGUGGCAUCUGCUAAAAAUAAUAAUAGAAAUAAGAAUAAUAAAAAUUCUAGCUCAAAAAAAAAAAACUAGAAAGAAAUGAAAGAUGGGCAAGAAUUCUGAAAGCAAAAGGAAAUUCUGCCCACUCUGCUUGUCUUCACCAUCAUCUUUCCUAGCGGGAGGGCAACAAAAGAGUAAAUAAAUAAUGGGAGGACCACUGAGGCUAACUCGAAGUGGCAGCCGACACAGGGGAGAGUGGAUAACAGAUCGAAGGAUGGGAGCCCUUCCGAGUGCGUUCCAGCUUCUUGACAGCCAAAUGGAUUUGGGAAAGGCAGGAGGGGAAAAACCCCUGGGAGGAACAGACGGCAUUCGUUUGGAAGAGAAGGGCCGGCAGAAAUCCCCUCAUCACUGAGAAGGGACAGAAAUGCACAGACUAGGGAGAUCCGGGCCUCAGCAAAUCUCCCUUUUGCUCAUUCAUAGUCUGAGAUGGAUUUUGGCCCAGUUUUUCCUCUCUCCCUUUGAAUUAAUCCUUUAAAAACUGCUGUAAUCACACCUGCGAAUGUCCAGGAAUGGCACUCAAAGGCAGAGUAUUAACCGAAAUGCCCAAACCCACCCACCUAGCUUUUAAACCAUGUAGUCUUCUCAAAGGACAAUAGCUCAGGGGUCUACACAGGAGGGGGCCCCCGGUAAUUCAAGCACCGCACGCGCACAAACCCUCUGGCUGUUAUACCCAAGCUUAAGUGCUGUGAUCUUGCUUUGCCUUGCUUAUCAGAUGACAUUUAGUCAAAACGUAGGGGGAAAGUCCUCACCCAUGUUGUCGGGAAGAUUCGAGGGGGGGGUGUUGACAGCCAAAACGUAAGUUUUCCAAGCUCAGGAUCCAGAACAGAAGAGAGUUGCCUUGUCUUUUUCUUUGAUCUAAAUUCGUAGGAUUCUGCCUGAUUUUGCCUGCGGAGGACAACCCAGUAUGUAUAAUUUGCUCGUAAUCCUACAGGCUGCAGAUUCGUAUACAACAUUUCUAACCUUGCCACUUACAAAGGUUUGGAGCUGAUGCUCUUUCAUAGAAAUGCACUUCAAUGACCUGCGCUUGGCAAUUCCAUUUUAUUAUAGUUUCAAACGUUCAAAGGAGCUCAGCCCUUGCUUCGGGCAGCCACGACCAUCAGACAAAAAGACUUAGGGAGUCUUUAUCGCUACUGUUGAAAUUGGCAAAAGAAAACACCGAGACACCACAAAGGGAAAGGUUGCAUUCUGAGAUAUUGAUUGCAGGUGGCCAGGCAGAGAGAGCUCUUUCCUCAUCGUGACCUAACCAUUUUCUCUGUUUUCAAACAGCCAGACCAAAUGCAUUACACUGGAAUACAAAUAUUUGCAAAGCGCCCUCUUUUCCUGUAAGAGAAAAUCUUAAAGCAAAUUUCCAAACAUGCAACAUUUCACCCAGUAGAAAAAAAUCACAGAGUUGGGGACGCAACUCUGAGAGCUAGUUUUUAACAGAUAGGGAAUAAUUAUUAUAAUGUCUAUAGCCAGGGGCUUGCUUUUGACAAGUCAUUUUUCACACUCCUUAAGUUGUGAUUUUUUUUAAAAAAACAACUCUGAACGAUCACACUGCAUGCGAACAUACCAGCAGGCUGCAACCCAUGAUAUUUCUGCUCCUGGAAAGAAACCAUCCAAUUAGUGAGCCAUCAAGAUUAUCAUCUGCUGGAAUGGAAGAAGGGAAGCUGGAUUCGGUGAAAGUAGCCAUAACACAGGGGCCCUGGCACCAAGGAGCGGAACGGUUCCCGAACCCCAGCAGCCCAGCAAGGUGGGAAACCUGUCCAGAUGCACCACUGUUUCUAAGCCACAGGAACUCAAGCGUGGAAGGCUUUUCUUUUGCUGUAGCUGAUCCUUGAUUGUCAGCAUUAAGCUUCAAAUAAUAUGAUGUAGUCAAUAAAUACAUAAGGAAUCAUCUGAAUUAU
Molecule: messenger RNA, 3332 nt
Organism: Pogona vitticeps (central bearded dragon)
Lineage: Eukaryota; Metazoa; Chordata; Lepidosauria; Squamata; Agamidae
Product: surfactant protein C
Biological process (GO): respiratory gaseous exchange by respiratory system
Cellular component (GO): extracellular region; alveolar lamellar body
Source: RefSeq, a predicted model, not a curated record